UUUGAAUUCUCAACCGCUGUGAGGAGGCUGAGAGCGGCUGGAGCCAUGAGGAGAAGUUCUAACACCACCAGGCAGUCCCUGCUGCCCCUGCGGGUUCAAGACAGCAACAGAGCGGGCAUGGUCACCCCACAGACCAAAGAGCGGCCCGGGCUGGGCAAACUGAGUACGACCAAACCAAACUCCGCCAACUCCGAGAGGAAGAUCAGCUUCUUCGGCAAGAGGGCCAGCGGAGCCAGGAACAGCCAGUACGGGACUUUCGGAGGCUCUGAGAAGAUAAAGGACCCCAGACCCCUCCAUGACAAGUCCUUCAUCCAGCAAUGCAUCCGCCACCUGUGCGAGUUCCUGAAUGAAAAUAGCUACUCCCAGACCCUCACCGUGAAAUCCUUACAGGGUCCUUCAACCAAGGAUUUUCUCAAGCUAUUCGCCUUCACUUAUAGUUUUAUCUGCUCGAACUAUGAGAUCCCAGACUCUAAGUUCGAGGAGGAGAUCCCACGCGUGUUCAAAGACCUGGGGUGAGUGUUUCUACUGACACCACCUUUCCUGAAUGAAAAUAGCUACUCCCAGACCCUCACCGUGAAAUCCUUACAGGGUCCUUCAACCAAGGAUUUUCUCAAGCUAUUCGCCUUCACUUAUAGUUUUAUCUGCUCGAACUAUGAGAUCCCAGACUCUAAGUUCGAGGAGGAGAUCCCACGCGUGUUCAAAGACCUGGGAGAGGUCAUGCGUCCCUCUGUCCCUCAUAUCUCUGGUACACCUCUGUGUGUGUUCUUGGACUACACUGUGAAGUGCUACAAUCAGUUUAUGGAAGGCAGCGACACAUACGAUGAAACCGACGCCGACAUCUGCGGCAAGCUCAAGGACCUGUAUGCUGUGGAUGAGUCUCAUCUGGAGUUGCUGCAGGCGGCCGUUCGGAGCUUGAUAGAGGAAAUCGAGAAGCUGGAGAAGGAAAAGGAGCGAGAGCCGGACCGCUUGGCCUCCAUGAGAAAACUGAAGGCAACCCUGCAGACCGACAUCCAGAAAUAUCAGAAUUACCUGACCGAGAUCGAAUCCCAUUUCUCGCUCUUGGACCAGCGUGUCGGCAGCGUCAGCGAGGAGCUGGAGGCCGUGGAGCUGGAGGUCGAAGCCGUGAAGGAGGAGAACCUGAGGCUGAAGCACAUCCUGGAUAACCAGAAGUUCUCCGUAGCCGACAUCGAGAGGAUCAAAUACGAGGAGAACGAGCUGAUGGAGACGCUGACCAAGCUGACCAAGGAGCUGGACGAGGAGAAGCAGCUUCUAUGGAGCGAAGAGCUGAAAUACGCCAAGAUCAAAGAAUCGGUGGAAACGGACAUCGCGGAAUUUCACAAGCUGGCCCGAAAAUUACGGCUCAUUCCCUCCACGGCGGAUAACGCCCACGGUUACGACCUCCAGAUCGACUGUAACCUGGACAGCGAGGAGAGUCUGCACCACUGCCGGAACAAGUUGAAUCUCCCCUUACUGGAGAUGCUGACUCAGUCCAAAGCUCAGAUAACAAAGUCUCUUAAUAAGAAGAUGGAGAUCCAGGAGCUGAAUGAGCAGACCUGUGUUCCCGCUUACUCCAACAUCUUUAGUUCCCCUCUGCCUCGCAGUGCCUGCCCUCUCUGCUGUCACAGGCUGCAGCUUGUCGAAAACCAGACGGAAGAGGAGAUAAGACAAGUGGGCAAUAAGCUGGUUCGGGUGGUGUCCGAUGUGGCAUCUCAUGUGGCAGCAAUUGAGAAACACUUGGAGGAGAGGCGCCUGAAGACGGAGCGCGAGUACGAGGAGUUCAUGAAGGAGGACAUGCUGGCCGAUCUGCGAGAAAUCCGGGACAAAUACAAGCGGAAGGCGGAGCUGUUGGAGACGCUGCCCAGCGAUUGAU
Molecule: messenger RNA, 1870 nt
Organism: Nanorana parkeri
Lineage: Eukaryota; Metazoa; Chordata; Amphibia; Anura; Dicroglossidae
Gene: NDC80
Product: NDC80, kinetochore complex component
Exons: 16
Biological process (GO): attachment of mitotic spindle microtubules to kinetochore
Cellular component (GO): Ndc80 complex
Source: RefSeq, a predicted model, not a curated record